Molecule: messenger RNA, 1252 nt
Organism: Malania oleifera
Lineage: Eukaryota; Viridiplantae; Streptophyta; Magnoliopsida; Santalales; Ximeniaceae
Product: cysteine-rich repeat secretory protein 38-like
Exons: 1
Coding region: 29-766 (245 amino acids)
Source: RefSeq, a predicted model, not a curated record
GCUCCUCCUCCAGCUUCCAUUUUCCACCAUGUCUUCUUCUUCAACUCUUGCCUCUUCUCUCUUGUUCCUAUCCUUCGCUCUCCUCUUCCGAACUCUCCUCGGCGCCGACUCCCUCUUCCACUACUGUCCGUCGUCCUCGGACAACUUCACCGCCAAUGGAGCUUAUGAAACCAACUUGAACGCCCUAUUGGGUGCGCUCUACUACAAAGCUCCCCCCACGGGCUUCGGUCUGGACUACAUCGGCUCGAGCCCAGACCACGUAAACGGGCUUGCGCUCUGCCGCGGAGACGUCCCAUCCGCCGACUGCAAGUCUUGCGUUGCAUUGGCGAGCGGGGAGCUCCGCAGGCUCUGCCCGUACAACAAGAGGUCGUCCAUUUGGUACGAUAACUGUUUCGUGAGGUACUCGAACGAGGACUUCUUCGGGAAGAUCGAUAACGAGAUUAGGGUUUUCAUGUGGAACACACAGAAUGUGAGUUAUCCUACGUACUUCAACCAGAAGACUAGGGAGUUGCUGGGCCAGCUUUCGGAGGAGGCUUCCGUCGCGCCGAGAAUGUUCGCGACCGGAGAAUCGGAGCUCGACGGAUCGCAAAAGCUUUACGGGUUGGUUCAGUGCACCAGAGAUCUUUCCAUUGAAGCUUGCAAGCAGUGUUUGGAUGGUGCAGUUGGUGAGCUGCCAAACUGCUGCGACGGGAAACAGGGAGGAAGGGUCCUGGGAGGAAGCUGCAGCAUAAGAUAUGAGGUUUAUCCCUUUUACAACAAUGCCUAAAACUUAAUUAAGGGUUUAAGGCAUAAAUUAUAUUACUAUAGAGAAAUUAUAGAAUGUGUUUGUCUCAUCAUUUAUUCACGUGCCUCUUAUUCAAAUGUGAGACAGUAUUAUUUGGAUCCUAUUUAUGAUACGUAUUAUGCUAAAAGAUAUAGGAUCCAUAUUAAAAGGUGUUUUACAAUUGUACGAGAGAUGCACGAAUACUAGAAGGAUCAAACUACUUUCUAUAUUUCUCAUUUAUGGAGUUUGUAUUAAUAUUUUCUUAUUCUUUUCAAAUUAGAGGGAUUGAAGUGCUCUAAGGUUUUCUUAGGGUUGAUACAAUCAUUGAUUAUCUUAAAUAAAAAAUGAAGUGCACAACUAUUGAUAGAAUCAUUGAUUCAUUUUAUAAUGAAGUGUGGUUUACUUUUUAUUUCUUAUUGUAUACAUGCCUUGUGAGGAACAAUUCCUCUUGUAUCUUAUCCACAUCACUAAAUAAAAUAUAUUUUUCUU